This is a messenger RNA of Salpingoeca rosetta, 1143 nucleotides long. RefSeq lists its product as uncharacterized. The coding region runs from base 161 to 1036 and encodes 291 amino acids. The record is from RefSeq and is a predicted model, not a curated record. The transcript has 7 exons. Gene Ontology annotation, biological process: transport. NCBI's taxonomy places the organism in Eukaryota, Choanoflagellata, Craspedida, Salpingoecidae. Gene Ontology annotation, cellular component: plasma membrane; cytoplasm.
GUUGUGUUCAUCAAAAGUCAAAUUUGCCUUGCCUGCAACGGAUACAAACAGAGGAAGCAAGCAAGCAAGCAAGCAAGAAGCAAAGGAGGACACCAGCUCGCACCAAGCACAAGCCAGAGCAAGCCAGAGCAAGCGAGAGCAAGCAAAAGAAGGUCACACCAUGGCCCGCUGCGCGCUGCCUGUGCUGUUGCUGAAUCUCAACUGCGAGAUGCUGUAUGUGAUUGAGGAACGACUUGUUGCACAGGGUGUGGAUGCAGAGAAAUCAGCCAGAGUCCGAAGUGAUCUUGUGACGGCCAUGUUUGAUCGUGAGUUCAUCGAGACGCUGUUCAAGCCACAGCCAAUGUACGACCAAGCACAGCUCAUGUCCAUGCUGGACCACUUUUCCCAAGCAAGCAUCAUUCGCCUCAAUGCCAAGAGCUUGUCCAAGCUGUUUGACUUGAUGAUCAUGACAGUCAAGUAUCAAUUCUCCUUAUGCAAGUGCGCAAAGGAGAUGCUUGCAGUGACCCUGACCCAUCUGGAAGUGGUGCAUGACACACUGCACCUCUCCCAGUCGUGCCAGCAGCUUGUUGAACACACCAUCAACCUGGUCAAGGAGCGGUACGGCAGCUUGAGCACGGGCACGUGGCAGAGGAUUCGGCACGUCAUCGGCUGCGUUCUUCAGGACAAGCACACACGCACUGCGCUGCAAGGGCUCAACUUGCUGGCGCGACUGGUGGGCGGCAAGAAGGAGGCCAAGCUCUUCCCGCUGCUGCUGUUCUCCGCACACGGCGGUGGCGAUGAUGAGGAUGACGACGACGAUGUGCUGGACGUCGACGAUGUCGACGCAAACGCCAGCUCAGAUGCACUCACGCUUGGCGGGACACACUCUGUGCUUCACGUCGAAGCAUCAACGGGGCGCCAAGAACUGCGCGAUAUGAUGAAGGACUUUGAUGAUGCCGAUGAUGAUGACGACACGAGCGGGAGCAGGAGGAGGCCGCGUCACGCAAGCGACACGGGUGCAGGGGAUGACUUGCUUGCCAUGAUGGAUGCCCUUUGACGAGCCACAACAAUGGCACAACAAACAGCUGGCUCAUUCUGGUGAUGUUUCUCCUCUUGGUUGGUUUCUUUGAAAUGUGGGUCUUCAAUACACCGUCACCAGUGGGA